UUUUUUAAAUAUUUUAUUAACUUUCCACAAUUUAUAAAAUAAAAUAUGGCUACAGUUAUUACUGAUUCUUGGGUUCAAAUAAGAGAUCCUCAAUUAGAUACGGUAUUUUAUGCUAAUCCAUCAACAGGAGAAUGUUUAUUAGAAAAACCAAGAAAUGUAUCUUUACAUCCAGUAUUAGGAAUAGAAUGGUGGGAAUUAUGGGAUGAUAAUCAUAAUUUACCUUAUUAUUAUAAUACGACUAAUGGUCAAACUGGUUGGGAUUUACCUUCCACUGGAACAAUUAUUCCUUUAAAAAAGAUUCAAAAUUCUUCAAUUGGAAAAAGAUUAUCAGUUGUAUUCGCUCAAGAUGAUGAUACUAUUAUUGAUAUUGGAAAAGAUUCAAAACAAAGAGCUUCGGGUUUAUUAUUAUCUCCUAAUCAUCAUCAUAAUCAUAAUCAUCAACAUGUUGUUCCCCCUUUAAAAAAUUAUAAUAAUCAACAAGAUGAUUUUGUUUUUCAUAAUAAUAAUAAUAUUAAUCAUAACAAUCAUAUUACCAUUAAUAAUAAUGAUGAUUAUAAAAAUUCUACCAUGAACACUUCCGAGAACACUUACAAGAACACUACUAAUAACACUACUAAUAACACUACCAUUAACUCCACAAAUAACUCCUCUAAUAAUACCCCUAAUAAUAUCCCUAAUAAUAUCACAAACAAUACCAUUAAUAAUACUGUUAAUCAUACCACUAAUAAUACUAUUAUUACUACUACUCCUGCUUCUCCUAUAAAAUCUUCAUCACGUGAUGUUGAUUUGAAAAUUGAUCAUUCUAAAAAUUCUUUAAAUUCUUCAAAUACUUUAAUCAAUGACAAUAAUAAUGAUAAAUCAUCACAGGGACAAGUAAAACUUUCAGAAUCGCAAAAUUCUUCAACAUCAACUUCAGCUUCUCGUCCAAUAACUCCACCAAAUGCAGUUAAUAAUGGGAUCGAAUCGUAUGUAAAUAUGCAACAGCAAUCUUUCAAGAUUAUUCCCCCUAAUAAAUCUUCAAUUGCUGCUGAUAAAGCACGUAAAACUGGUAUAAGCAAUCCUGUGGUAAAUUUCGGGGAGGUUAUAACUUUACCACCUGAAUUACAAGAAGAUAUAAGUAAAUUUAGAAUUGAUGGAUUUGCAAGAAAAUAUUUUACUACUCAUAAAAAAGGAAUAUUCAGAAGAAAAGUUCCAGUAGAGAAAAUGUUGUUGUUUCAAAAGGAUUUAAUUAGUCAACCUUUGAUGACACUUAAUACUAAUAUACAAAAAGAUGCAAUAAAGUGUUUUAAGGUCAUUCAACGUAUAAUGGGUGAUCGAUCAAAAGGAAGGAAUGGUCCUAUCAAUGUAUUAGAAGAUAUACAAUGGUUAUUAGAUCGUGGAAUAUCACAUGGAGAAUUAAGAGAUGAAAUUUAUGUACAAAUUUGUAAACAAUUAAAUGAGAAUCCUCAUAGUGAAAGUAUAAGGAAAGGUUGGGAAUUGUUAUGCGUGAUAGCAGUUACAUUUCCUCCCUCAAAAAAUUUCGAAGCAUAUUUAAUGCAAUUUAUUAUGGAACAUUUUACUUAUGCUAAUCAAAUUGAUAUAUUGAGUAAACAUGUACAUAAUCGUCUGACGAAAAUAUGUAAACGUGGUCCACGUGGUAAAGUACUUACAUUAUCUGAAAUUGAGAGGGCUAGAGAAGCACCAUUCCAUCCUUCAGUGUUUGGAGAGACAUUGGAAUUUAUAAUGAAUUUACAAGCAAAAUCUUUCCCACAUCUUAAAAUACCUAGAAUAUUACCAUUUCUUUCAAAUUCUAUUUUAGAAUUAAAUGGUCAAUCUAGCGAAGGAAUAUUUCGUGUACCUGGUGAUGCUGAUUAUGUAACCGAAUUGAAAUUGAGGAUAGAAAAAAAUAGAUAUGACAUGAGCGGUAUAACAGAUCCAAAUGUACCAUCAUCUUUACUAAAACUUUGGUUGAGAGAUUUAGCGGAACCACUUAUACCUAACAAAUUUUAUGAAAAAUGUAUAAGAUAUUCUGAAGAUGCCAGAGCCGUUGAAAUUGUCAAACAAUUACCUUUAAUUAAUCAAAGAGUUGUUGUCUACACUAUUGAUUUCUUACAAAAAUUUGCGAAUCCUCAAAUAGCUAAAAUGACAAAAAUGAAUGUACAUAAUCUAGCUAUGGUAUUUGCACCAAAUUUUUUAAGGUGCCCUUCAGAAAAUUUGGCUGUAAUAUUUGAAAAUACAAAAUAUGAGCAAGCAUUUUUAAGAACUUUAUUAUUAAAUUUGAAUAGCAUAGAUUUUUUUGAUGACGACGAAAAUCUGUCCAUUAGUAGUAAUAAGAAUUACGGAAAAGAUGAAAGUUAUAAUAGACAAUAUAACGGAAAUCAUCGUAUGAAUGGAAAUCAUAAAUUAAAAGAAUAUAAUAAUAGUGAAAAUGGUAACAAUAAUAAUGAUGAAAAUGGAGGUGGUCAACAAUUAAGUUAGUAAAAAAAAAAAAAAAAUGAUAAUUAUUGUAAUGGGAAAUAAUAUCUGGAAUGAAAACCCAUGUAGUCAUUUAUCAUUUUUUUUUUUUUUUCAAAA
This is a messenger RNA of Rhizophagus irregularis DAOM 181602=DAOM 197198, 2553 nucleotides long. The record is from RefSeq and is a predicted model, not a curated record. NCBI's taxonomy places the organism in Eukaryota, Fungi, Glomeromycota, Glomeromycetes, Glomerales, Glomeraceae.